UGUUCCGGCGCGUGUACGCGAUGACAUCAAGUCGUUGCAGUCCACACCCUUUCGCCAUAUUUCCAGAUCAACACACACAGAGAAAGGAGAGUUUAGAAAUUAAUGUUGUUGUGGGCACAGACAUCACCCAGACCGAGUCAUCAGGGAAGAUCGAAAACCUAUACAUUGGAGACACACGGGGAACCAGUAUAAAACACACCAAUUUAAUAUACACGCAGACACGUCCAUCCCUACUCGAUUCCUGUUUAGAGGCAAUACAUCUCUUCUUCAAAGAUGGCAGCUAACAAGCCUAAAGGACAGAACUCCCUGGUUUUACACAAAGUGAUCAUGGUCGGGAGUGGGGGUGUAGGAAAGUCAGCGUUAACGCUCCAGUUCAUGUAUGAUGAGUUUGUGGAAGACUAUGAGCCUACCAAAGCAGACAGCUACAGGAAGAAAGUGGUGCUGGACGGGGAGGAAGUGCAGAUUGACAUUCUGGACACUGCUGGACAGGAGGACUAUGCUGCUAUCAGAGACAACUACUUUAGGAGUGGGGAGGGCUUCCUCUGCGUCUUCUCCAUCACAGAGCUCGAGUCCUUUGCAGCUACGGCAGAUUUUAGAGAGCAGAUCUUGAGAGUGAAGGAGGAUGAAAAUGUCCCUUUCUUGCUGGUGGGCAACAAGUCAGAUUUGGAAGACAAGAGACAGGUCUCUGUGGAAGAAGCUAAAACACGGGCUGAGCAGUGGAGUGUAAACUAUGUGGAAACAUCUGCAAAAACAAGAGCCAAUGUGGACAAGGUGUUCUUUGAUUUAAUGAGAGAGGUCCGCGCACGGAAAAUGGAAGACAGCAAAGAAAAGAAUGGAAAGAAGAAGAGGAAAAGCCUUGCCAGCAGAAUCCGAGAUAGAUGUUGCAUUUUAUAAUGGCAGGGUCACGUCUUCUGUUAUAGGUGUUGCAUUUUAUAAUGGCAGGGUCACGUCUUCUGUUAUAGGUGUUGCAUUUUAUAAUGGCUGGGUCACGUCUUCUGUUAUAGGUGUUGCAUUUUAUAAUGGCAGGGUCACGUCUUCUGUUGCCCUACCAAAGCAACCCAGUAUGUUAGCAGGCCUGUCAAAAGGCACGAUGAAGUGAAUUAACACAUACAGUUUUUUGGGGGGAUACAUUGCUUAAAAAUACACAAAAAAAGCAUAAAUUCGGAACUACGGGAGGCGAAGCCUCCUCAAAAAGGUUUCAUGUGGUGCCAGAAAAGGAUCACAGUGAACAUGUUAUUAUGAAUUCCUUUUUCUCUGACUAGGGGACAUAAUAACACUCUCACAGACCAGGCAAUGUCUUUCUUAUUCACUGGAAACCACAGGACUUCUUUCACACACCAGACUUCUUUUCUGUUUUUUAACAUCUUCUAAUGCCUUGAUUUUUAAAUUGUGAAUGUCAGCAGCAACGUCCUGUGCGCCUUCUGCUAAUCUUAAAUAGCAAACCCUAGUCAGACAUUGCCUUUUUUCCCUCCAUCUUUAGCUCAGUUGACAAUAUCUACAGCUGCUCUAGUAACAAAAAAAGCUAUUGUAAAUAUCUGACUGCCUUAAUUUAACAGAAAACCCUAUGUUGGUAGCGUGAAGUGUGACUAUUUGUAUGCAUAAGAUAUUGUGAAUAGGUGUUUGCAAGUGGUGUCUGUAUGGAUUUCUAAUGUGUGCCAUAUACGAAUAACCUGUGAUCUUUAUUAAGAGAUCUUAGUUACUGUAUUUUACUGGUUUGGUUCUGUUUACAGCGUGUGGACUUAAAAGCACAUUAUGUAGUGCUCUGGAGGGUAUCAGGUCCUCUAGAGAGACUGGGCAUUAAUUAUUUUAAGUAAAGCUUAAUUGAAUCCUAUAAAAAAUAUAUAGACACACAGUGGUUUGCAGAAGUAUUCACCCCCCACCCCCUGCAACGCUUUCCCAUUUUCUUGGCAUCUGAGCGUACUCCACAAUGCUUUCAAAUUAGACUUUACAUGUAGAAUCUACACAAACUACUCCACAUUGAUAAAGUAAAAAAAUCGGUGUAGAGUAUGAAAUAAGUAAAAUUUACAGAGAUUAAUCCCAGCUGCAUAAGUAUUCAAACCACUUGCUACUGCAGCCCAAAAUCAGCUAAGGUGCAGAUGAUUUGUUUGAAAGGUCACACAAUUAGUGAAAUGGUUUUAGCCUGUGUGUAUUCAAAGUGGUUUAACUUGUAGAUAACUUCCUUCCAGACUUUCAAGCUGCGACUCGCAUAGUGAUCCAACUAAGCAACCAUGAAGACCAAAAAGUUUUCAAAACAAGUCAGGGAUAAAGUGGUAGAGAGGCACAGAGCAGGAGAAGGGUACA
Polyodon spathula (Mississippi paddlefish) is the source of this 2301-nucleotide messenger RNA. Its product is annotated as ras-related protein Ral-A. The coding region runs from base 274 to 894 and encodes 206 amino acids. NCBI's taxonomy places the organism in Eukaryota, Metazoa, Chordata, Actinopteri, Acipenseriformes, Polyodontidae. Gene Ontology annotation, biological process: Ras protein signal transduction; regulation of exocytosis. Gene Ontology annotation, molecular function: GTPase activity; GTP binding; GDP binding. Gene Ontology annotation, cellular component: plasma membrane. The transcript is spliced from 6 exons. The record is from RefSeq and is a predicted model, not a curated record.